UGGUGCUCAGGGCACCAACCAAACAGCCCCCAUAUCCCAUCAUUUGGGCGAGGCAAUGAAUUGGACGGGAUGGGACGGGUCUGAGCUGGUGGUGGCGUGCGUCAGUUCUUCAAGACCAGCUGCCCCCCGCUCCCCACCCACUUCGUCCUACUUCUCUCGACUUCAUUACUCUCUACAUUUGCAUUUGGGUGGGGCAUUCUGCUCCUCCGCUCUUGUUCUUCUUCUUCUUCCUUAGAUCUGAUCUGAUCGAGAGGCAUUGGAGCGCGCAGCAAUGGCGGGUGAACUUCCGACGCCCUUGGACAUGGAGAGCUCGCCGGCGGUCCCGGCCACGGCGGCCACAAACUGGUCCAAAUGGUCAACGCUCCCGGAUGAUCUCGUCCGCCGCAUCGCCAAGUGCUUCCUCUACACCAAUGACGUUGACUACUACAUGUGCUUCCGCGCUGUCUACCCCAGCUGGCGCGCCGCCACCGGCGACCCCAGGAGAGACACUCGGGAGCCCUGCUUCCGUUGCUUCCAGCCGCUACAUUGGAUGGUCCUGGACGACGACUUCCACAGCGACGACAAGCGGGUGUUGGUGAACACCGCCACCGGCCGCAUCGUCCGCAAGAAGCUGUUGGAAUUUAGUCUAUUUUGGGCAGCCCAAUAACUAUUUCAGUGGUUGCUGGAAUUUAGUCUAUUUUGAGCAGCCCAAUAACUAUUUCAGAAAUUCCUAAUAAAU
Molecule: messenger RNA, 718 nt
Organism: Triticum dicoccoides
Lineage: Eukaryota; Viridiplantae; Streptophyta; Magnoliopsida; Poales; Poaceae
Exons: 2
Coding region: 272-646 (124 amino acids)
Source: RefSeq, a predicted model, not a curated record